This is a messenger RNA of Arachis ipaensis, 897 nucleotides long. NCBI's taxonomy places the organism in Eukaryota, Viridiplantae, Streptophyta, Magnoliopsida, Fabales, Fabaceae. The record is from RefSeq and is a predicted model, not a curated record.
AUGUUAAGAGGAGAGGGAGAAACGGAGAAGGAGAGGAAAGGGAUGAGUGAGCAGGCCGUCGCUGCUGAGUUCGCCGCCGCCGUUGUGUUGCUGUGCCGUCAAAAAGCCAGAUCUGCAAUAGAAAGAACUGCGAAGAGAGAGAGAGACCGCAUCAGCUCACCGCGAAGCCAGCGCCGUCGUCGUCCUCAUCGCAGCUCUGCACCGUCGCGUCUUGCCACCGCCGCCACCACUGAGCUUGCCGUCGUCGCCACUAAAGCCGAAGAGAGAGAGGGGAGAAGGAGGAGGUCCGUUCUCGCACCGUCCUGCUCUGCCGCUGCGGCUGCCGUCGAUUGGGGUCAAGGCCGUCGCCGUCGCACCCUGUUCCAGUCACCAUUAGGGUUUUUUGCUGCUGCCAUUGAUAGCGCCGCCGCUGGGAGGAGCCGAAAGGGGAGAGGAGGUCGCCGUCAAACACGCCGCCACCAGUUACAACCGUCGCCGAAACUGGGACAGAUUCACCGGUACAGGGAAAACUUCUUGUGCUCGUGUUAUUGCCAAUCAAGCACUGCAGCUUAUUUGAAAAUAUCUUCACUUGCAAAUGAACUUCCUAAUGAACUUCCUAAUGGUGCUAUUAUAUUUCUGGAUGAGAUUGAUUCUUUUGCUGCUCCUCGGGAUAAUGAAAUGCAUGAAGCUACAAGGAGAAUAUUGUCAAUAGAUGGCUUUGAGCAGGAUAAGAAAGUGGUCGUGAUUGCUGCUACCAAUAGAAAGGAAGACCUUGAUCCUGCAUUAAUCAGCCGGUUUGAUACUAUGAUCCCUUUUGGCUUACCUGAUCACAGUAGUCGUCAGCAAAUAGCAUCCAAAUAUGCAAAGCACCUAACCAAACCUGAACUAGAUGAACCUGCCAGAGUUAUAGAAGAGUAA